This is a messenger RNA of Dicentrarchus labrax (European seabass), 919 nucleotides long. RefSeq names its product glycine cleavage system protein H (aminomethyl carrier), b (gene gcshb). Gene Ontology annotation, biological process: glycine decarboxylation via glycine cleavage system; protein lipoylation. Gene Ontology annotation, cellular component: cytoplasm; mitochondrion; glycine cleavage complex. Bases 33 to 557 code for a protein of 174 amino acids. Lineage: Eukaryota; Metazoa; Chordata; Actinopteri; Moronidae. The transcript has 5 exons. The record is from RefSeq and is a predicted model, not a curated record.
UCGAUUAAAGAGUCGACACACACGGAGUGAAGAUGGCGAUGAGCGCGGCGCUGCGGUGCCUCUCUGCAAACUUUUCCCCCAGACUGCCUCAGCUCUCGUCAGCAGCGCAGCUUUCAGCGACUCGGCUGCUGUGGAGGAGCGGCUCUCUGCGGGCACUGAACACGACCUCGGCCCUGUCCACAGCACUAAAGUUCACAGAUAAGCAUGAGUGGGUGCAAGUGGAAGGUGGAAUUGGCACAGUCGGUAUCAGCAAUUAUGCUCAGGAAGCAUUAGGUGAUGUGGUAUACUGUGGACUCCCUGAAGUUGGCCAAAGACUUGAACAAAUGGAGGAGUUUGGUGCCUUGGAAAGCGUAAAGGCUGCCAGUGAGCUAUACUCACCACUGACAGGGGAAGUGACUGAAAUCAACACAGAGCUGGCAGAGAAUCCUGGACUUGUGAAUAAAGCCUGCUAUGGAGAGGGGUGGCUAAUCAAGAUGACGAUUGAAAAGCCUGAAGAACUUGGUGGCCUCAUGGAUCAGCCUGCGUAUGAUACAUUUAUUAAGUCACUUGAAGAAUAAAUCCAUCAACUCACUGUGCUGUUUUAUAAUGUAAUUGCAAUCAAAGAUUAGUAGACACGGUUACUAACAUCUUGUGUGACACUCUUCCUUAUCUGUGGUAUUUAUUUUGAUACUGGAAUUGUGCUAUCAGAAUAAUUUUAAAUCCUCACUAACUUCUUAUACUUAGGUAUACUUACUUAAGGUUAGGAUUUAUUUAACUACUAGCCAGCCUAAAGGGUUCUUAAUCUCAAGAUCUGUCUGUAUUAUUGUGCUUUAUCUGGUGUUUUGCACCUUUUUAAAAUCUACACAAAUGUGUUAAAAGGCUGGAAAGUGAUUGUAAGUGCUGUGUAACAUUCAUUUAAUAAAAUUUGAGUUUGAGUUGA